Molecule: messenger RNA, 1359 nt
Organism: Fibroporia radiculosa
Lineage: Eukaryota; Fungi; Basidiomycota; Agaricomycetes; Polyporales; Fibroporiaceae
Exons: 12
Coding region: 1-1359 (452 amino acids)
Biological process (GO): transmembrane transport
Cellular component (GO): fungal-type vacuole membrane
Molecular function (GO): transmembrane transporter activity
Source: RefSeq, a predicted model, not a curated record
AUGAGCCAAAAUGAAAUUAAAUCUGACGGUUCUGGUUCGGAGACCGCAGUGGUUAUUGAUGACAAGUUACUUGACACCGAAGCAAUCAUUCCUGUUUUGGCGGACGCAGAUACAUUGUCGGAUGGAUCGAUACCUAUACCCGAUGGCGGCCUUUGGGCUUGGUUGGCUAUUCUUGGAGGCUGGUCCAUGAACUUUUGCACAGUUGGAUAUUCAACGUCUUUCGGUGUAUGCCAAGAUUAUUAUGUCCUUGCUGGAGCGUCAACCAAUUCAAACAUUAGUUGGAUUGGUUCGCUGCAGCUCUUCCUUACUUUUAUUGUUGGUUUACCCGCUGGCCGAUUGUUCGAUCUAGGGUAUUUUCGCCCGGUGGUUACCCUCGGCUCGUUUCUCUUCGUAUUUUCUCUCUUCAUGCUCUCAUUGGCCGAUCCGAGCAGCUACUACCAGCUCCUUCUCUCGCAAGGCAUCGGAAUGGGACUUGCUGGCGGCCUAUUGCUCACCCCCUCCCUCGCCAUUCAAUCUCAUUACUGGAAGAAGAGGCGUGCCAUGGCUCUUGGAAUCGUACAGUCAGGAUCACCAUUCGGCGGCGUUGUCUAUCCUAUAAUGCUUAACCGGCUGUUCAACGGUUCAGCUGGAUUCGCGUGGGGCAUACGCGCAUCGGCAUUCUUGUCAUUGGGACUGCUCUUAAUUGCAAAUUGUAUUAUGAGAACACGUCUGCCCGGUGGAAAGAAUCGUCUCGAGGGCUCCAAACCUUCGGUAAAAUCAAUUAUGACACACAAACCAUACGUGCUUGCCGUUUUGGCCAUGAUCUGUCUUCAGCUCGGGAUUUUCUUCCCUUAUUUCUAUCUACAAUCUUGGUCAAGGUACUAUAACCUGUCUGAUACUCUCGCGUUUUACAUGAUUGCAAUUCUGAACACAGGCGCCGUUUUCGGGAGGAUGAUCCCUAACGCCAUCGCAGAUUAUGCGGGGCAGCUUAACACCUUCUGCCCAAUGAUUUGUGUCACUGCUAUUCUACUUUUUGCUAUGUUUGGUACCACCACUCCUGGGGCGAUCGUGAUCUUUGCCAUCCUGUACGGUUUCUUCAGUGGAGCAUGCCUUUCCUUGCUUCCUGCGGCAUUAUCUCUCAUGGCAAAGACGCCAGCAGAAGUUGGCAAUCGCAUUGGAUUUUGUUUCUUUAUCAUGAGUUUUGCAACUCUUACCGGGAACCCUAUUGACGGGGCAUUACUCGGUCCAAAUAAUCAGUGGUACAAAGCUCUGCUGUUUAACGGAAUUCUCAUGGUUGUAGGAUCAUCCCUCCUACUUACUUCUAGAUGGCUGUUGGCGAAAGAGAGGGGAACUCAGCUGUUGUAUCUGACACCUCCCUGA